Molecule: messenger RNA, 5373 nt
Organism: Topomyia yanbarensis
Lineage: Eukaryota; Metazoa; Arthropoda; Insecta; Diptera; Culicidae
Exons: 1
Coding region: 1-5373 (1790 amino acids)
Biological process (GO): DNA integration
Molecular function (GO): nucleic acid binding
Source: RefSeq, a predicted model, not a curated record
AUGUCACGUUCAAUGACCAAAAAGUCAAAGCACAAUAAAUUAUUGUAUGUUCGGCGCACCAACAUACUUGGUUCGGCCAAAUUAAUUCAGGACUUUGAUGAAAAUUAUACGGCGGCACAAGCUAAUGAAAUUCCCUUCCGUUUACAAAAACUCGAUGCGCUUUGGGAGGAGUUCGAAGAAGUAGAAAAUGAGAUUGAUUCCCUUCGAGUAGGUGAGCCGGUCUUUUCCGAGGGACGAUCCGAAUUUCAAAGUCUAUUCUUUCAAUUGAAAGGAUCGUUGUCGAGUAAGAUACCCCCUGCACCUCCCAGCCCGUUAGCUUCACCGGCCCACAUGCCGCCACCUCAGGCUAUUGGGGUCCGCCUGCCGGAGAUUAAAAUCCCCGAAUUUAAUGGAAACAUUGAGGAUUGGUCAAACUUCCACGAUGUUUUCGACUCAAUGAUCCAUAAGAAUCUUACGUUGCCGAAUAUCCAGAAGCUGCAUUACCUUCGCGCUUCACUUAAGGGUGAUGCAGCUCGGAUAAUUCAAUCCAUUCAAACAUCGGGCAACAAUUACCCGAUUGCAUGGAAACUUAUAACCGAUCGCUUCGAUAAUACAAAUCUACUUGUGAAACAACAUGUGUCGGCACUUUUUAACAUUCCUCCUGUCCGCAAGGAAUCAGCAUCAGGUCUAUCAGAUCUUGUCGACAAUUUUGAAAGGCACAUACAAAUCUUGGACACACUUGAAGACGAGAAGGACCACUGGAAUUCAGUGAUAGUGGAACUUCUGAGCAGUCGUUUGGAUCCAAGCUCUCAACGAGAAUGGGAAUCCGAAUGUUCGGAGACAGAAAGGCCAAAUUACAAAGAUCUCGUUGAUUUCAUUCACAAGCGCGCUAGAAUGCUGCAGUCUCUUAAGCUCUCCCACCAAAACACGAAUACCGCUGUGGAUGUAAAGCAAACGAAAGUUCGCACCUUUUCGCAUGUUACCACCUCUGAACACGUCGCCAAAUGUGUGGCAUGCAAUCACGCUCAUUUGCUGUUUCAAUGUGAUGUUUUUCGUGGAUUUUCUCCUCAACAACGAUUCGAUGUAGUGAAGAGAAACGGUAUCUGUAUCAAUUGCCUGAAAGGGCAACACUUCGCUAAAAAUUGCACUGGAGGCGUCUGCAAGCAUUGCAACCAAAAACAUCAUACACUUCUUCAUCUCGGUCCAGCCCCGUCGCAUCCAUCAACGUCCGGGUCUGGUCAUCGACAAAUUCCCACUGGAACUCACAAAACGGGUAGUUCCAGUCACGAGUCGGGCCAAGUCCGAUCUGCUCUCUCGCAGUCUUCCCCCGUAUCGUUACAAUCGUUUUCGUUGAACUCGUCGUCGUACUCGCCGCCGUCGGUUUUCGCGCCUUCCCAGACGUCGGUUUCGGAAAAUUUCGUAUCAUCGCCUCCUCCAACCUGCCAGACAAUUGUUCCUUCUGUUCCCGCUUCCGAAUCCACUGUAUUUCUACCUACCGCACUCAUCAAGGUACAAGAUGUGCACGGAUCAUUCCACUUUGCCCGUGCAUUAUUGGACAGUGGAUCGCAACCGAAUUGUAUUUCGGAAUCGCUUUGUCAAAAACUAUGCCUAAAGCGCACCAAGAUCAACCAACCUGUAAGUGGAGUAGGACAGUCUAUCGUGAAUGUUCGCAGCAGUGCUGUAGUGAAUAUUGUUUCUCGUUUCGGAACAUUCAGCAGUCAAUUAGACUGUCUCGUGCUGCCUAAGCUGACGCACGUCUUGCCAGCCAGGACAGUAGACAUCGCCCACUGGAAACUGUCGAAACACCUACCAAUUGCUGAUCCACAGUUUCACGUUACCGCCGGUGUUGAUAUGCUGAUAGGGGCUGAGCUAUUUAUUAAGCUCCUUCAGCCAGAGCAGAUUCAUCUUGGUAACGGUUGUCCUACUCUUCAGAAAACAGCACUCGGAUAUGUCGUAGCGGGUAAGUCCAGCUCGCGACAAAUGACCCCUGUGGUGUGCAACGUCGCCUCGGUUGAUGAUCAACUGGAUGCUCACCUGCAAAGAUUUUGGGAAAUUGAGGGAUUCGAGCAUGGAAAAGCGCUCACUAAGGAGGAACAAUUGUGCGAGGACCAUUUCCAAUCAACACACUCAAGAGCCUCGGAUGGUCGCUACAUCGUUCGAUAUGCAACUCGCCAAGAAAAGUUGCCACUGUUGGGCGACACCAUGUCAACGGCCCAGCGCCGUUUCAAUUCACUCGAGCGUCGUUUUCGCGCAGACCAUGUUCUGCACUCGAACUAUUCCCACUUCAUGAACGACUACGAGCAGCUCGGGCACAUGGAGGAGGGGGAAUUCCGCGCCGCGAAACCGCAGUUUAUCUUGCCCCAUCAUGCUGUUCACAGUCCGGAUAGCACGACAACAAAGAUCCGAGUAGUCUUCGAUGGAUCAUCGAAAAGCAGUAACCACAUAUCGCUCAAUGACCUUCUACAUAUUGGGCCAACCGUUCAGCCAACCCUCCUAUCGAUUGUGCUGAAUUUUCGUCUCCAUCGCUACGUUGCUUCCGCCGACAUUGAGAAAAUGUUUCGGCAAAUUCUCAUCCAUCCGGACGAUAGAUCUCUACAGCAAAUCCUUUGGAGGAAAUCAGAGUCGGAACCGUUAAAAUUGUACCAGCUACGAACCGUCACGUACGGUACAUCUGCUGCUCCAUUUCAAGCAACGAGGGUAUUGAAUCAGAUCGCCGAGGAUGAAAAGGAACGUUUUCCACUGGCCGCGCCCGUGGUGAGAUCAAACUUUUAUGUCGAUAAUUUGCUUUUUGGAGGAAACAACCUAAAUUCCGUCGUCGAAACCUGCAAUCAAGUCAUCGAAAUGUUGAAGUGUGGGCGAUUCAAUCUUCGACAAUGGUGUGCAAACGAACCAGGAAUUCUCGCGCACAUUCCGCCUGAGCUUCGUGAACCUUCAGCAGCGCUGGAACUCGAUCGCAGCUCAUCCAUAAAAACUCUCGGAUUACUAUGGUUCCCUCAACAGGACCAGUUUGGAUUCAAGGUACCGUCACUCCCACCCUUGAAGACGGUAACAAAACGUAUUGUGCUAUCUGAGGCAUCCCAACUCUUCGACCCACUGGGACUUGUCGGGCCGGUUGUUGCAAGCGCAAAAAUAUAUAUACAGCAGCUUUGGAAGCGCGAACUGGCAUGGGACGAGCCACUUCCAGACGAACUAAGGGACUGGUGGUUGGCGUUCCGUUCAUCUAUCGAUAGGUUGAAGGAGUUAAAAAUUACUCGAUGGGUCCUGGUCUCAGCUGAUUCAUCAUACGCACUGCACUGCUUCUGCGAUGCAUCAGAAAAGGGCUACGGCUGCUGCGUCUACAUAAUAUCGACCGAUGCAAAUGGAAGCUCUCACAGUCGUCUGCUCAUCGCUAAAUCUAGAGUGGCUCCUGUCAGCUCUGUCUCAAUUCCUCGUUUGGAAUUAUGUGCCGCAGUCCUUGGAAGCCAGCUUGUCGACACUGUCAGCCAGUCAACGCAAUUUUCGGGCAAGACCACUUUCUGGACAGAUUCUGCAGUUGUGUUGCACUGGAUACUUUCUCCCCCUUCAUCCUGGCGAGUAUUUGUGUCCAACCGCGUUGCCGAGAUCAAUCGGCUCACAAAGGGUCAUCAAUGGCGCCAUGUCCCAACAGACCAAAAUCCAGCCGAUCAUAUUUCGCGGGGACUUAGCACCGACCAACUCAUUCAAAGCGAUUUAUGGUGGAAUGGUCCAUCAUUUAUCACGGACAACAUCAACAGCUGGCCUCCAGCGAUAGUAGGACUAUCCUCUUCGGCUCAAGAAUUACACAAUAUUGAGCGAAAACCACUUAUCUCAUUAUCAACAAUCACACUAGAUGAUACUUUGAUUACCUCCCGGUCUCAACUCGGUCCACUGCUAAAAACUAUUGCCUAUUGUUACCGUUUUAUAAACAAUUGUCGGGUCACCGAUGAGAACCGAUUGUUCGGGUUUAUUAACCCUGUAGAAUAUGAUCACGCUCUAAAAUCGAUUGUUCGGCUUGUACAACGAACAUGCUUCCCGGAUGAAAUCGAAUCACUGGAGGCAAAGGAUAGACACGUCGUUUCCAAUAUAUCCUCCAAAUCACCUUUGAAGAACUUAAAUUUGAUUCUGGACAGUUUCGGGUUAUUGCGCCUUAAAGGACGUUUGGAACGGCUCUCCGCACCGAUCGAUACCAGAUUUCCUAUGUUGUUACCGGCAAAACACCACCUGACGAAUUUAAUAGCUCGCUCAAUCCACCUGCAAACACUUCAUUCGGGCCCUCAGCUACUGUUGGCCACCAUACGACAAAGGUUUUGGCCAUUACGAGGAAGAGAUUUGGCCAGAAGGACGGUUCAUCAAUGUAUCACCUGUUUCCGGUGUCGGCCACGAGAAUGCAAACAAUUCAUGGGUCCACUACCGAGCGUACGCAUUACACCGGCCAAGGUGUUUGAAAGCACUGGGCUUGACUACUGCGGUCCGUUUCUCGUGCGACCGCUUGUGGGAAGAGGCGCGUCGGUCAAAGUCUGGGUCGCAGUGUUUACAUGUAUGGUGGUAAAAGCGGUCCACCUCGACGUCGUCGUCGGUCUCUCGUCGUCGGCAUGCGUAAACCUACUCAAGCGGUUCUUGAGUCGCGUCGGUCGUGUACGAACUAUUCACUGCGACAACAGCACCGCGUUCGUGGGCGCGAAUCGCGUAAUACGGGAGAUGCGAGUAGAGCUGAAGCAACAGCUCCAAUCAGCAGCCGUGCAAUCCGUUUUGCUGCAACGAGGCGUCCAAUUCCAAUUCAUACCACCCCGAGCAGCACAUUUCGGUGGUCUUUGGGAGGCCGCGGUCAAGGCCUUCAAACAUCACUUUUAUCGCAUCAUGGGACAAACGAUCUACGUUUUCGAUGACUUCCGUACCGCUGUUGCACAAAUCGAAAGCAUAUUAAAUUCCCGUCCCCUCGUUCCCAUUUCCAAUCAUCCUGAAGACCUCAAUGCCCUGACUCCUGGCCACUUUCUGGUGGGCGAGUCCCAAUUCUCACUGCCGGAGCCGGAUCACAGCAGCACUCCAACUAAUCGAUUGAAACACUUCCAGGUCAUGCAAAAAUCGGUCCAAGAUCUUUGGAAGCGGUGGUCAAGGGACUACAUUGGGUUGCUUCACAACAGGCCGUCUAGAUGGCGAUCAACUCCAGACAAAAUAGAAACCGGUACUAUGGUUCUGCUUAAACGUGACAACGUUCCUCCUUUGCUGUGGCCGUUAGGACGAGUCGACGAAGUUUUCCCUGGAAAAGAUGGCAUUGUGCGGGUAGUCAAUGUCAGGACAGCUGCAGGUAUCUUCCAGCGAGCUACAACCGAGCUGUGUAUACUGCCCAUUGAAAAGGAUGACGUAGAAGCAAAGGACGAGACUCACGACAAUGAAUAG